ACAAUAGGAAACAUUUUUGAAAAGCUCUUUAAAAGUCUAUUUGGGAAAAAAGAGGUGCGGAUUCUUAUAUUGGGUUUGCAUACAGCUGGAAAAACCACCAUCUUGUAUAAAUUGAAGCUGGGGGAGACUGUGCCUACCGUCCCUACAGUAGGUUUCUGUACGGAGACAGUAGAAUAUAAAAAUAUCACCUUCACUGUCUGGGAUGUUGGCAGCCACUUCAAAAUCAGACCUCUGUGGCGGCAUUUUUUCCAGAACACAAAAGGUCUGAUUUUUGUAGUUGACAGUAAUGACAGAGAGCGAAUUGAUGAGGCCCGGGAAGUGCUGACUUACUUGUUAGAGGACGAUGAGCUCAGAAAUGCAGUUUUAUUGGUAUUUGCCAAUAAACAGGAUCUCCCUAAUACUAUGAACGCGGCAGAGAUAAUGGACAAGCUCGGCCUCCAUUCCCUCCGCUACAGAAACUGGCACAUUCAGGCUACUUGUGCCACUACUGGACAUGGGCUUUAUGAAGGCCUGAACUGGCUCGCCAACCAGUUCCAGAGCCAGAACUGACCAGAAGGAUCUAUCCUUUGUGCCUUGUGGCCACAUCAGCUAGCCUCUGCUGUGUGCACGUGUAUGUGUGUGCUGGGAGUGGAGGCAGCUUUCUCAUGGUGCCUUAUCCAUGCCAUAAGAAAAGCGAUGUUACAUUUUAAGAAACCCAGUGUUAAGUUUUAAACACCGCCUUCCACUUCAGUAGCUUUGAUGAUCAUUUUUGCAAUUGAUGGAGAAGUCCAGAGGGCUUGCUGGUGCUCGAAGGCCAGAGCGGGCUUCAUGGAGGUGAGUUGGAGCCAGCACUGAGUUCAGCUGUUGCAAUCCUGGUCUGGCAUCUGGAGUCCUGUUAGUCUUUCCUUUCGUAAAAAGGAAGGAAUUGUCAUUCUUUUUUUUUUUAAACCAUAUUAUUACUGUACCUUUUCAUGUUUGUUUAUUUUUUAUUAAAAAAAAAUUUUUUUGAAACAGCCUCCCACUUUGUCGCCCAAGCUGGAGUGCAGUGGUGCGAUCUCAGCUCACUGCAACCUCUGCCUCUCAGGCUCAAGCAAUCCUCCCACCUCAGCCUCCUGAGUAGCUGAGACUAUGGGUGUGCACCACCACACCUGGCUGAUUUUUGUAUUUUUUGUGGAGACAGGGUCUCGCCAUGUUGCCCAGGCUGGUCUGUAACUCCUGAGCUCAAGGGAUGCACCCACCUCAGCCUUCCAAAGUGCUGGGAUUACAGGCAUGAGCCACUGCGCUACCCAGAAAUCGUCAUUCUUUACCAUCACUGCUGGAGCUAGCAGCUCACUCUUCAGUGCUUUAAAGCAAAUGAUCCUCAGGAAAGAAAAGGUAUUUGCUUAUUGCAGGUGCAGAGAGGCUCAGAUUGGAACUUUUCCCUGAAGCUAUAUUGUAGCCCAGAUUUCCUGAUGUAACUUGCUUUAUUUAAAGACAUCAGUGAGCUUUUUCAGUGGCACAUCAAUACUUCAUAACACUAGGAAGGUAUCCAGCCUUUUCCUUAUGCUAAUUCCUUCCCUUAUUUGCCAGAUGGGGACCCUGUGGGGAGGUGACCCAGUGUGAGGCCGAAGCUCUUUCCCAGAGCCCCACAGGCCAGUGGAGGGUCGUGUUUGCGCUCUGGGCAUCGCCGUCUUGGGUCUCGGUCCCCUGCGACUGCAGCUGCUACAUCCCUGCUCCAAGAUAAAUGUUCUUCCCGUGAAGCAGACGGUUCACUUUUGGGAUGGCGCUGUCCCCAGGUUUGGCUGUCUCAGUCCAGAUGAUGUUUGGUUAGUUUCCAUUCCCAGAACCACAAGCCUGUGAGUUCUGAGAGUUUGUGACAGAAUCGAGAGGCUAAUUUGGGAGAUGUGAGAUUCCCAGCCCACCUGGUAUUGCCCCCGAGUUAGUGGUAAAUUUUGCUAUGGAAAAUAUCUCUUGUCAAGACCAAGCUCCGGCGCAUUGCCUUCCUCUUUUGGAUGGCCAUGGCAUCUCAUGAACCACUUGGAAAUGUGUUUUAUGUUGUUCUCCAAAUAUUAAUAAAAAUAUCUUGGAGAGGAGGUUCGCUAAGUAGUCUAGAGCUCGUUUGUCCAGACAAUUGUUGGCCAUAUUAGUACCUAAGCACUUCUAUUUAACCUUCUUCUUCUUUUUUUAUUUUCUUUUUGAGACGGAGUCUUGCUCUAUCACCCUGGCUGGAGUACAGUGGCGUGAUCUCGGCUCUCAGCAACCUCUGCCUCCCGGGUUCAAGCGAUUCUCCUGCCUCAGCCUCCUGAGUAGCUGGGACUACAGGCGCCCGCCAUCACGCCCGGCUAAAUUUUGUAUUUUUAGUAGAGACACGGUUUCAUCAUAUUGGCCAGGCUGGUCUUGAAUUCCUGACCUCAAGUGAUCCACCUGCCUCGGCCUCCCAAAGUACUGGGAUUAUAGGCGUGAGCCACCACGCCUGGCCUAUUUAACCUUCUAAAACUACUUUUUCAAGAAAUCUUCACUCGAAUUAUAGAAGAUUGGCCAGGCACAGUGGCUUAUGCCUGUAAUCCCAGCACUUUGCGAGCCCAAGGUGGGAGAGUCGCUUCAGCCCAGAGUUUGAGAUCAGCCUGGGCAACAUGGCGAGAACCUGUCCCAAAUUUUAAUAUAAAAAAUAAAAUUAAAUAAAAAAUUAUACAGGAGGGCCAUGUCAGGUGAAUUUUAACUGAAGCAAACCUUAUUUAUUCAUAACAAUGAAGUUGAUAUUACUAGGAAAAAAUUUCAUUCCGUGAUAAAUGUGUGGUGUCAUGUUUUUCUUUAAAAUAUUGAAUUUAAAGAAUGUUCAUUGCAAUACUGGUAACUAAGUCCAGAUUUGCUUUUUAACCAUGGAGUAAUUUCUGAGAAAUAUUUGUUUUAUUUUAUUUUUUUGAAACAGAGUCUUGCUCUUGUUGCCCAGGCUGGAGUGCAAUGGUGUGAUCUCUGCCUCCUGGGUUCAAGCGAUUCUCCUGCCUCAACCUCCUGAGUAGCUGGGAUUACAGGCGCCCUCCACCACGCCCGGCGAAUUUUUGUAUCUUUAGUAGAGAUGGGAUUUCACCAUGUUGGCCAGGUUGGUCUCGAACUCCUGACCUCAUGAUCCGCCUGCCUCGGCCUCCCAAAGUGUUGGGAUUACAGGUGUGAGCCACCGCACCCGGCCUCUGAGAAAUAUUUAGAUUGUACGCCUCAAAUGGGCAGGGACUGUGUCUUACACUUUUGUAUUUAUGCUACAGUGUACCUAGUACAGUGCCAGUCCUCGUUAAACACUUAUUGGUUGCUCAGACAAUAAAGAACUUGCUUUGGAAGGAG
Molecule: messenger RNA, 3294 nt
Organism: Pongo pygmaeus (Bornean orangutan)
Lineage: Eukaryota; Metazoa; Chordata; Mammalia; Primates; Hominidae
Product: ADP-ribosylation factor 2-like
Exons: 4
Molecular function (GO): GTPase activity; GTP binding
Source: RefSeq, a predicted model, not a curated record